CGGAGCGGAGCAGGGAUGGGAGCAUUGCCUACGGAGCAGGCAAACCCGUCCACGGGCAAGCAGCAGGUGACGCACACUGGACUGGGCUGGACCAGACCACCAUGGAAAUCUUCUCCACGACAUUGGAUCCCCAUUCCGGCAUCGUUCCAUCCCCUCUCCCUCGCCGCCGCCGCCGCCGCCUUCCGGCGCGCCAACAUCGCUGCCAUGCUCCGCCUCCGGGGCUGCAUCCUCCCCCGCCUCCUCCCACCUCCCUCCACCUCCCUCCACCGCCUCCUCUCCGCGGCCGCGCCUGCCGUUUCUCCGAGCCCUAGCUUCGCCGUGGAGGAGUACCUCGUCGCCACCUGCGGCCUCACCCCAGCGCAGGCCCGCAAGGCCUCCCCCAAGAUCUCCCACCUCAAGUCCCCAGCCAACCCCGACGCCGUCCUCGCCUUCCUCGCCGGCCUCGGCCUCUCCGGCGCCGACGUCGCCACUGUCAUCCGCAAGGACCCCAAGUUGCUCUGUGCGGGCGUGGAGAGAACCCUGGCCCCCAACGUCGCGGGGCUCAUCAGCCUCGGCCUCUCGCGUUCUGACAUCGCGCGCCUCGCAUCGCUCAUCGGCGUCACUUUCCGCUGCAGAUCCAUCAUCGCCGGGCUGCACUACUGCUUGCCCCUCUUCGGGUCCUACGAGAACCUCCUUCGAGCCCUCAAGAGUGGCUCCGUUCUCUCCUCCGACCUCGAGCGGGUGGUCGAGCCCAAUGUCACCUUCCUGCGGGAGUGCGGGCUAGGUGCUUGCGAUAUUGCCAAGCUCUACGCACAUACGCCAUCCCUGCUCGGCAUCAGCACCCAACGCAUCCGGACAGCAGUGGCGUGCGUCGAAGGUUUUGGUGUAGACCGUGAAUCUCGGAUGUUCAGACAUGCGCUGCAAGUCGUUGCAUUCCUCAGUGAGGAGAAAAUCACCACCAAGGUAGAGCACUUGAAGAAAAUGUUCAGGUGGUCGGAUUCCGAGGUGGGCAUUGCUUUUUCUUACGCUCCAACGUUGCUAAUGAGGAGUAAGGAAUCGCUGCAGCUCAGGUCCGAGUUCUUCAUCUCCGAGGCGGGGUUUGAACCGGCAUACAUUGCUCAUCGUCCGCCAAUGCUCACGUACAGCUUGGAGGGCCGCGUCAGACCCCGGUACUACGUUGUAAAGUUUCUCAAGGAAAAUGGAUUGCUAAAUCACGACCGGGACUGCUAUAGAGCACUCACUAUCAGUGAGAAAUUUUUUGUGGAGAAGUUCAUAUGCCCUCACCUGGAAGCUGCACCACACCUUGCUGAAGACUAUGCAACUGCUUGUAGAGAGGAAGUGCCCGCCAGGUUCAUAUUUGCAUGAACCAACAAUUCUGACUUCUAUGUAGAAUCCAGAUCACUAUGUAAUUCUAACUUCUACAUGUAGAUUGCAUAAUCUUAAUUGCUAUGUAAUUCUGAAGCCAAUUAUAAUUCGGUAAUUUUUUAAUAUGGAGUAGAUUUAUGUGGCUUUCUAAAA
Aegilops tauschii subsp. strangulata is the source of this 1497-nucleotide messenger RNA. Its product is annotated as transcription termination factor MTERF8, chloroplastic. The record is from RefSeq and is a predicted model, not a curated record. Gene Ontology annotation, biological process: regulation of DNA-templated transcription. Lineage: Eukaryota; Viridiplantae; Streptophyta; Magnoliopsida; Poales; Poaceae. Gene Ontology annotation, molecular function: double-stranded DNA binding.